AUGUCCCACUCUCGAUCGAUUUCACCACUGCCCAACAGAGGAUGGAACACACCAGGUCUGACUGAGCGCAGCUCAACACCCAACGGCUUGUACGCAGGAACCAACAGUUACAGCAACAAUGACGAUCACUGGGCUGCGGCAAAGGCCAAAAGUGCUCAAGUGAGAGGAUACCCCAGCAUCCAGACCAAAAAUGAGGGCUUCUUUCUCCGGUCCAAGCGGAAAAUCUCCUCGACGCUGCCCGUCUUCAGUCCCUACACUCCUUUGUCGGCCAACUGGAAAGACCCAGAGAAACUUGGCCGCAGCCGGUGGUACCCAAGAGGCGGUGGGAAUCUGGCGAGAAUAAAGACUUUUGCUGGCAAUGUCUUGAGGAGGUUCAAAUUUCUGUUCAUAAUACUGUCCAUUGUCACACUGACGACGGUUAUAUUGUCCCAGACAAACGCCCUGUCCAAAUACCGUGGUAACUCGCAUCUCGGCGGCGGAAGCAAGUUCGUCAUUAUCCUCGGAGCCAACGAGGGCGGCGGUGUUAUGGAAUGGAAAGGUCCUAGAGAAUGGGCCAUUGAGCGUGACAGUGUGAAAAACAAAAAGAGAUAUUCUGAAAGAUGGGGAUACAUAUUAGACAUUGCAGACAUGAGCACCAAGAAGAGAUACGCUCAUGAAUGGCGUGAGAGCUGGGAAAAGGUUGACCUGAUCCGGAACGCAAUGGCCAGGUACCCUAAAGCUGAAUGGUUCUGGUGGCUCGACUUGAACACCUUCAUCAUGGAGCCUUCAAUAUCUCUACAAUCCCACAUAUUCAACGAUCUCGACAAGAACGUGUACCGCGACAUCAAUCUCUACAACCCUCUCCACGUCGUCCAUCCUCCGGUCACCGACUUCCUUGACCCGGUUGCCCGCUCCCCCACUGGCGACAAUCUGACGUCCUCCAUCGACAUCAUCAUCCCUCAGGACUGCGAUGGUUUCAACCUAGGGUCUUUCUUCGUGCGACGAUCUCCAUUCACAGACCGGUUACUUGACCUCUGGUGGGACCCUGUCCUCUAUGAACAGAAACAUAUGGAGUGGGAACACAAGGAGCAAGAUGCAUUGGAGCACCUUUAUGCCUCGCAGCCAUACCUCCGGACACAUUUCGCAUUCAUCCCUCAGCGGAAGAUAAAUUCCUUCCCCCCUGGUGCAUGUGCCCUCCAGCCGGCCCAAGGGCAAGUGGUCGAAGAGGGAAAGCCUCUUCUGGACCCAAGAUUCCACUACAACGAGCACGAACGAGACUUCAUGGUGAACAUGGCCGGAUGCGAAUGGGGUCGAGAUUGCUGGGCGGAAAUGUACAUGUAUCGCGAACUCAGCAACAGACUCAAUCGAUCGGGGUGGGCAAGGUUCAAAGACCUUGUCAGUGACAAGUGGGCCAAAAUCAAUCAGAGCUUGUUCAAAGAAACAAUGGCGCCACAAACGGGAUGA
This is a messenger RNA of Fonsecaea nubica, 1443 nucleotides long. RefSeq lists its product as hypothetical. Gene Ontology annotation, molecular function: glycosyltransferase activity. Gene Ontology annotation, cellular component: Golgi membrane. NCBI's taxonomy places the organism in Eukaryota, Fungi, Ascomycota, Eurotiomycetes, Chaetothyriales, Herpotrichiellaceae. Gene Ontology annotation, biological process: protein N-linked glycosylation. Bases 1 to 1443 code for a protein of 480 amino acids. The record is from RefSeq and is a predicted model, not a curated record. The transcript has 3 exons.